Messenger RNA from Cylas formicarius (sweet potato weevil), 841 nucleotides. RefSeq lists its product as uncharacterized. Bases 230 to 841 code for a protein of 203 amino acids. The transcript is spliced from 2 exons. NCBI's taxonomy places the organism in Eukaryota, Metazoa, Arthropoda, Insecta, Coleoptera, Brentidae. The record is from RefSeq and is a predicted model, not a curated record. Gene Ontology annotation, biological process: Wnt signaling pathway.
UGCCUGGUGGGCACAGCAGCAUUGGCUAAGAAGAAGACAAAAAUCUUCUUUUCAGAAAUGGAGCUAUUUAACCAAAGUAAACAACGUUCUGUGGAUAUCAAUCAUUUAGAUCAACUUACAAUUUAUUUAACUAUGGUGUACUGUGUUUAUCUAAUUUAGAAACAUGGACGGCAGAUAUGUGUUGAAGCCAUGGAUAGGAAAUAUUUUUUUCGAAUAAAUCACUGAAAAAAUGAGCUCAGAUACAUCGGAUGAGGAAAACUUAGAACUUCUCAGAGAAGCGACCGAUCCCCAGUUCAUCAAUGAUUGUAUGUUUAAAGAUAAAAGCAGUGACUCCUCUGUGAUAACAGUUAACAUUCGAGAACAGUUGCCUUCAUUACGGAAAAACAAGGACGAGGAUGAACAAUACAAUUUUUUUCGAGUGACCCCUGAGUUUAGAGGUUUUGUAGCAAAAAGACUCGCUCGCAGUUUAGAUGACUACUUGGAGAGUUUGUUGGUUGAUACUUCAGAGGUAGUAUUUCCUAGGAAGCAAAGUAAAAAUUCUGGUAUUAGGUUAUUUACUAGUUCUGAAUCAUUUUUGAAAAUUAAAAAACUCUCUAAAAAUGUUAGUGUAUGUGACCGUAAAGUGAUAAAGCGACAGGUUAGUCUUAAACCUUACAAUUCAGAAAAGGUAUCAAACGACGUACUUAGACAACUCGCAGUCAAUCCUGACGAUAUUUUAAGUCAGAAAGAGGUCAAACACUGGUCAACUAGAAGUAAAGGCCAGGUAUUUAGGUAUAAACAAACAAAAGGGGGUCAAUUAGUGCAAAUUGAGCGUGAAUUUAAGUCAUACCAUUCCAAUUGA